AUGAAUUACAUGAAGUUUGCUGUAGAUAACUACGACGAGGCUAAAAGGGAGGAUCCACUACAAUACAAAUAUAUGAGAAACCUGCGACUUUUCUCGUACACUUAUGGAAUGUGGCCGGGCGAUGCAUUAGGUGAAAAUAUGUCGAUGUUUUUCCGCCUGUUCAAAAAAUACGUGCCGUUUCAAGCGACCGCUAUAUUUAUCGGCGAAAUCAUUUACCUGACGAGGUACGCUAAGGUCCUGGAUUUCUUCAACAUCGGCGAAGUAUGGAUCACAACGUGUCUAACUGUCGUGGUUCUUGUCGCUGAACAAGUAGACACAAUAUCCCACUACUAUGUACUGGCAGUCAUACCUGUUCUACUAAGUGUCAUUCUACUGUACAAUGUGCCAUCGUUUUGGGAGAACGUGUCUCAUGGCGCGUUCCAAAUGCCGACACCACAUAAUAUAACGCUUCGUUUCUCUAUUAACUACGAGUUCCCUGGAUUCAAAUUGGAGGAUCAUUUUAUAUUUGUGACGAUACUUAACUUGACCGUCUGCUAUGGUUGUACGGUGAUCAUCCGUACCAUGGACCUUAUGCUUAUCAUGAUGAUGUUUCAAAUCAUUGGUCACCUACUCGUACUAAGACGCAAUCUGAAUGAUUUCCCCGUACCGAAUAAUGUGACUGAAAUUAAUAUAGGGAGAAGAAGAUAUACUGUUAAGAUGUUUAGUAAGAAGGAGAACGAGUUUUUACAUCGGCUUAUCGUGAAAUGUGUUGACCAUCAUAGAUUUAUUGUGGUGUUCGUAGACGAGAUCACAACAUUCUUUGGACCGUUGCUAGCUUUUGUAUGUCUGUUUCAGCUUUUUUCGUCUUGCAUUCUGCUACUUGAGUGCUCCAAGUUGGACUCUCAAUCGCUGGCUCGCUUUGUACCCCUCACUAUAGUGUCAGUUACCCAACUCCUAGAGAUUUCUAUUAUCUUUGAGAUCGUCGGAUCCAUGGUAAUUUAUAAUUAA
Messenger RNA from Leptosia nina, 987 nucleotides. Lineage: Eukaryota; Metazoa; Arthropoda; Insecta; Lepidoptera; Pieridae. The record is from the annotation of a GenBank genome assembly.